Erigeron canadensis is the source of this 2157-nucleotide messenger RNA. Its product is annotated as protein CYPRO4-like. Gene Ontology annotation, cellular component: nucleus; cytoplasm. The record is from RefSeq and is a predicted model, not a curated record. Bases 90 to 1961 code for a protein of 623 amino acids. NCBI's taxonomy places the organism in Eukaryota, Viridiplantae, Streptophyta, Magnoliopsida, Asterales, Asteraceae. The transcript has 2 exons. Gene Ontology annotation, molecular function: protein binding.
UAUCUUCUCUCAAAUUCCACAAAAAAAAAAUCAAAACUCAUUUCCCUUAAAUAACAAAAAUUAAUAAAUUUUAAUUCUAUCAAUUUCCGAUGGGCGGUUCACACAGUCGUGAAGGUUUAGAUCUUUCCGACUCCGACUCCGACCGGAAUUCACAGACGGAAUCCGAUUCCGAAGUUUACGAAGACGCAAAAUCCGAUCACCAGAAACCAAUUCCGGAAGUCGACGAUAUCGAUUCCAAACUUAAAGCGUUAAAACUGAAGUACUCGUCGUCCGUACAAUCUCAAAACCCUAAUUCUGUGAAACUGUAUGUACAUGUUAACGGUAAUACUCCUGCUGCUAAAUGGAUUGUUGUUGAAAAACUCACUAGUUAUAAAUUCAUUAAAAAUGAUGAUGAUGAUGAUGAUGAUGAUGAUGACGUCAGAGGUGAUUGGAUAUUGAAAGUAGGAAGUAAAGUUAGGGUUAGGGUUUCAACUAAAAUGCAAUUGAAAAUGUUUGGUGAACAAAAACGUGUCGAUUUCGUGGAUAAAAACGUUUGGGCGAUGAGGUUUAUGACUGAUGAAGGGUAUAGGGAUUUUGUGACGAAAUUUCAGAGCUGUUUGUUUGAAAAUGUGUAUAGAGUGGAGGAUAAUGAUGAGAAUAAGGUUAAGGUGUAUGGGAAGGAUUUUAUAGGGUGGGCGAAACCGGAGAUUGCGGACGAUGAAAUGUGGGAGAAGGAAGAUGAGGGAGUUUGGAAAACGCCGGUUAAAGGACGGAAUGAUUUGAUGCAGGAGUUUGAAGAAGCGGCGAGUGAUGGAGGGAUACAGAGUUUGGCAUUAGGUGCAUUGGAUAAUAGUUUUUUGGUUAAUGAGAGUGGUGUGCAGGUUGUUAAGAAUUUUAGUCAUGGGAUACAUGGGAAAGGGGUUUAUGUUAAGUUUGAUAAUAGUGGAUUUAAGGGUGGAAUUGGUGGUUCGUCGAGUGGGAGUGGGAUGAGGACGCCGCAGAAGGCGUUGCUGAUGAGAGGUGAGACGAAUAUGUUGCUUAUGAGUCCUGUACAACAGGGUAAGCCUCAUUCGAGUGGGGUGAAUCAGUUGGAUAUUGAGACGGGAAAGAUUGUGACUGAAUGGAAGUUUGAAAAGGAUGGAGCGGAUAUAACGAUGAGGGAUAUAACGAAUGAUACGAAAGGGUCACAGUUGGAUCCUUCUGAAUCGACGUUUUUGGGUUUGGAUGAUAAUAGGUUGUCUCAAUGGGAUAUGAGAGAUAGGAGAGGGAUGGUUCAGACUAGUUCGCCUGUUUUGCAUUGGAAUAAAGGUCAUCAGUUUUCAAGGGGUACGAAUUUCCAGUGUUUUGCUACCACUGGUGAUGGUUCGAUUGUAGUUGGGUCGUUGGAUGGGAAAAUUAGGUUGUACUCGACGACUUCUAUGAGGCAGGCUAAGACGGCUUUCCCAGGGCUUGGUUCUCCUAUUACUCAUGUUGAUGUUACGUAUGAUGGAAAGUGGAUAUUGGGCACGACCGACACUUAUCUGAUUUUGAUCUGUACUCUGUUCACUGAUAAAGAUGGGAAGACAAAAACAGGGUUUAGUGGUCGAAUGGGCAGCAAAAUUCCAGCCCCGAGGUUACUGAAGCUGACUCCGGUGGAUUCACAUACAGCUGGGAAGCAGAAUGUUUUCCAUGGUGGCCGAUUUUCAUGGGUCACAGAAAGUGGAAAGCAGGAACGUCACCUGGUUGCAACAGUCGGCAAGUUCAGUGUUAUUUGGGACUUCCAGCGGGUGAAGAACAGUGCACAUGAAUGCUACAGGAAUCAGCAAGGGCUGAAGAGCUGUUACUGUUAUAAGCUUAUGACAAAGGAUGAAUCUAUCAUUGAAAGUCGGUUCAUGCACGACAAAUAUGCAGUUAGUGACUCCCCAGAAGCACCGCUAGUGGUGGCAACUCCCGGGAAAGUGACAUCAUUUAGCAUGUCUGAUGGGAAAGGCAAACGAAGAUAGUUAGUCUUUCUAUUUUCUACUUGUGAGUGUCGUCUUCAUAGGUGUCUAUAAUAAAUUGACAGAUGUAAAGUGGUAUGUUUUGUUUUCAUUGUUUUGUUUUAUAGUUUUGAAUAUUGACUUCCCAUAGAACGAAUGAUUGAAGUAGGUGUUUGUGCAGUUGCAGAAAGUAUUUUAGUGUGGUUUUCUGCUUCAUAAA